Notothenia coriiceps (black rockcod) is the source of this 450-nucleotide messenger RNA. Its product is annotated as KAT8 regulatory NSL complex subunit 1-like protein. Gene Ontology annotation, cellular component: NSL complex. The annotation marks the transcript as partial. The record is from RefSeq and is a predicted model, not a curated record. Lineage: Eukaryota; Metazoa; Chordata; Actinopteri; Perciformes; Nototheniidae. The transcript is spliced from 3 exons. Gene Ontology annotation, molecular function: histone acetyltransferase binding.
UGUCCUCUCUCUAUCAUCCAUCACCCUGUCCUCCUCCAGCAGCAGCAGCAGCAGCUGUGAGAGGCGGUGGCUGGAGCAGAGAGCGGAGCUGGGCAGCAGAUGGAGUUGGCUGCAGCUACGUCUGGCCGAGCUGGAAGGGAGGACACAACAACUGGUGGAGCUCCACAAGCACAUCCGCUCUUGCAAGGGUGGUGUGGUGCUUGCAGAGUCCCAGCCACUGACAGACCGACAGAUUCAGCAGACCCUGCUGAGAGAACUGGCGGGGUUAUCCUGCACGGCCGGAUCAGACGCUGACAAUGAACCCUGCAGCCCCACACGCCUUCUGUACAACAUAGAGAGACAGAGUGCCCAGCUCAGCCAGAUUGUCAACAGUCUGAUGCCUCCUCUCAGCUUUUCACCGCUAUCUAAACAGACAUCCCACACCUGGAGAGGCAAGAAAGCCUUCACAAG